CAAAUUUUCCAAAUCUUCUUCCGGUUUUUUUACAUGGUAUCAGAGCAGUGAUUCGGGACCGACCGAACACUCGCGGACGUCGACAAAAUGGCCGGAGAAACCAUGCCGGGAAGUGGUGAUGGUCACCGGGAACAGGUGGAACGGCGGAAAAUAAAUGAUCCGUCGUCACCAUAUUUUUUAUCCAGUUCUGAUCAUCCCGGUAUGAUGAUAUGCACGGUCAUUCUCAAAGGGGAGAAUAAUUAUCGCGAGUGGGCUACGGCCAUGAAGAACGCCUUCCGCGCUAAGCGGAAGAUGGGUUUUCUUGACGGAACUAUCGAACGACCCGUGACAAUUCCGAAGGAUUUGGAAGACUGGCUGACCGUCAAUUCCAUGGCGGUCGGUUGGAUAAUGACUUCGGUGGAUCCAUUGUUAAGAAGCAAUCUUGCUUAUAUGGAGAGUGCGCAUGACCUCUGGACCGAUCUUGACGCUCGUUUCUCUGUGGGAGAUGCUAUGCGAACCUAUGAAUUGAAAGAACUCAUUCGGAGUUGCAAGCAACAUGGACAGCCAAUUACGAUAUACUUCGGCCAGCUUCAAACUCUAUGGGAGGAGUAUGACGGGAUACGAAACUUUCCUCAAUGUAAGUGCAACGGGUGCACUUGUGACCUCAAGAAGUUAUUCAUCAAGCACGUUGAAUCCGAAAAAAUACAUGACUUUCUAAUGGGUCUUGAUAGUGAAACUUACGGCAACUUGCGUUCUAAUGUGCUUGGGACGGACAACCUGCCUUCUUUGACCAAAGUAUAUCACAUGGUGAUUCAGGAGGAACGUCAUCAAAACCUGAUGCGUGGACGGGAGGACAAGGGCGAGGCAGUGGUUUUUGCUGCGCGCACUGGACCUGCCGGACCUGGAGCUGGAAAAGAAGAACGAGGCAAGUGUAGUUAUUGCCACAAGCCCGGACAUGAAAUUGAAAACUGUUUCCGUCGAACCGGGAUUUACCCGGACUGGUGGCAUGAAAAUCCUGGCCGAGCUCGUGGAGGCAGAACACGUGGAGGACCGAGUCGUGGAGGAAGCUCGGGACGUGGGGGAACUGGACGAGGGACUGGCCGGGGUGGAGCUCAAGCUAUGCAUGUCGGAGAUAUUCAGCCCGAUAGUUCUCCAACUCAGCGAACAGAGGCAGUGCACAAACCGGGAUUUACCGAAGCACAAUGGCAGACCUUCCUUAAAAUGAUGGAGAACUGUAAGAUUCCUGCUUUGGAGGAUAAAAUCUCAGGACCUACCUACGAGGAUGCCGAUUGGAGUGGGUGAACGACGCGGGGGAGUUUAUUAUUUCCGGGGUCUGGACGGAGCACGAGCUAAUGCAGUGAGCAGUUUGGAUUCGGGAGAUUUUUGGCACUCAAGGUUGGGACACCCGUCAAUAAAAGUAUUACGUUUAUCUGGUUGUUUAAAUAAAAGUUUGUUGAAUUCCGUACAAAAUAAAACGUGUGAUGCAUGUAUGAGAGGCAAACACACGCGUGAAAGUUUUGUUGCGAGUAGUGCUAGAGCUGUUGAAUCAUUUGAGUUAAUUCACUGUGACAUUUGGG
This is a messenger RNA of Cuscuta epithymum, 1556 nucleotides long. The record is from the annotation of a GenBank genome assembly. NCBI's taxonomy places the organism in Eukaryota, Viridiplantae, Streptophyta, Magnoliopsida, Solanales, Convolvulaceae.